AUGGAUUCUGCAAGAAGAGAAAGCACAGGAAAUUAUGGUUGUGAGGAAGUUUGGAAGCAUGGUUUUUUCAUUAAAUCGCCACCAGUUAAUCUUUUCACCAACCAGAAUUCAUGGAAAAGGAGAUAUUUUAUCCUUUCUAAGUCUGUCAAAAAUGGUUAUACCCUGAGGUAUCUUAAAGGCCGGCAGGUAAAGGGCAACAUUGGAAUUGAUGUGUCUUCAGAAAUAUUAAUUGGCAUUGAUGACACUGAGAAAAUGGCAAUUGUAAAGAAGAUGUUUAAAUGUGAACCAACAGAAGUUAUGACCAUCAGGACAGAGAGCAGGGUUUACUACCUUAUUGGAUCAGAUAGCAAAGAAAUUGAGGAAUGGACUACCUUCCUAACUGCAGCCUGCCAUGGUCAGAAAUCAACCCUGCCUGCAUCUAGAGGCCGGUCAGUAUCUUCACCUCCUUCUCUUGAUGAACUAGAGCCUAACAACAAGGAUUUGCAGCAUGACAAUCAAUAUGAAGUGCAAGAUACAGACACUUGCCAGAAAAGCUGCUUCUCUGAUGACAAGAAAAGGCCACAUUCUGAUCCCACUCCUCAAGAAGCCUCUGAAAAAAUCCACGUUUAUGAGUCACCAAGAAAACUUCUACAACGUAUUCGACACCUACCAAAUAGUCAUUGCAUUGAUCCUCCUGAAGAACAGUCAGAUGAAAAGUUCGAAGAGAAAGAACUCUACGAUUCUCCACGCAACGUUCUAACCAAGUUGGAUUGUGUUCUUUCUGAAUUUGAUAACCCUGAAGAACCCAUUAGUGCAGAUGACAACGAUACUGGCACUGAUGACAAUGAAGAAUAUAUGAUCAUGCAGGAACUGGUUCCUGAAAAGAAAAUUGAUGCUGUAUCAACAAGUAAUGAACAGCUGACCCUUCCCAAAAACCAGGGGAAUAAUCUAAAAGUGGAAGAGGACAACUCAAUGAAACCAAUCCCACCACCACGAACCUUCAAAUCAGAAAAACCACUAUCAGUGAUUCAGUUGUCCAUAAUUCUCAGUAAAAUCAAAGAUGAUAGCCAAUUGGAAGAAGUGGAUAUUACCCUUCCCCAGGGUGAUCUCACCUAUUGCCUGACACUUACAGAAGCAUCAGGGCACAUAUGUGUCUCCCAAUGGAAAGAUCCAUAUCGCAUAGGAUGUAUAUUUCAUCAGGGGGAUCAUAUAAUCGCUGUGAAUGAACUGAAAGUCAAGAGCAUGGAUGAGAUUUCAUUGUUCGUAAGCAGAUCUACAAAAAAGGAGGUGAAACUGACUGUACGACGGCUGCCAAAUUCACAAAUUUUACAUGCUAAAAAAUGCAUGUGUUCUUAAGACAGAAAAGGUACAAUUAAGAAUCUUCCUUGGGCAAAUACAAACAAGAAGCUAGACAUCGAUUUGACAACAGUGGGACAAAACAGAAAAUGAAAACUUGAUAACAACACUGUUUGCAGCACUCCCAUUCCAAAGUUUGUGGUGUUGCUCUGCUUCCUUGGUUCAUCUAUAACAGCCUAAUUUUCCAAAGAUUAUCCCUUCCCUUGUUAUGGCAGUCUUUUUUUGUUGUACUGACCAAACUGAGGCAGGACUGUAUUCUUUUGAAAAAGAGCUAUCCACCAUUGAAAAUAUCCACACCUGCAUUUCCAAGUCCUUCUGGAGGAAUUUCUAUAGUUACUGGGCCCCUUUUUCAGAGCUUCACAUGUCACAUGUCUCCAUGAACAGGAUCCUCCUACUUCACCUUCCAUCGAGCCAAAUGAUGGUGAUAAUAAUAAUGAUUUCCAUCUACAUUUUGUAUUAUUAAAAACAAUAACUAUCCUGAA
This is a messenger RNA of Hemicordylus capensis (graceful crag lizard), 1817 nucleotides long. RefSeq names its product pleckstrin homology domain containing S1 (gene PLEKHS1). The coding region runs from base 1 to 1335 and encodes 444 amino acids. The transcript is spliced from 14 exons. Lineage: Eukaryota; Metazoa; Chordata; Lepidosauria; Squamata; Cordylidae. The record is from RefSeq and is a predicted model, not a curated record.